Molecule: messenger RNA, 1701 nt
Organism: Penaeus chinensis
Lineage: Eukaryota; Metazoa; Arthropoda; Malacostraca; Decapoda; Penaeidae
Product: transcription factor 15-like
Exons: 2
Coding region: 311-1054 (247 amino acids)
Molecular function (GO): protein dimerization activity
Source: RefSeq, a predicted model, not a curated record
CACGUGGAAUUCUGGGCUCUUUUGCCUCUCUCGCUCGACACCGGUUAAGGUGGGAGAGAGACUGUUCGGGUAAACGUGGGACUCCUUGGAACGGAGAGGGAGUGAGACUGAGAGAGACAGUGACUGCGUUCAUUCUUUUUCGUUGUUGCGAUACAAAUGUUCAGGCUUGCCUAAUCAUGGAAAGACGUCGCCUGGCAGUCCAUGAGCUCUGAAACGCGACGGCCGCCGAGCGUUUGCGCCGAGUGAUGUGAACACGAGCCAGGCAGCGAUCCAAGCUUUAGCGCCGAGCGGAUAGACUCAAGCAGCAACCAUGGCCAAGUCGGAGGAGCAGGUGGUCGAGCAGGACCGCGCGGCGUCGCUGGGGAACAGCGUCGACGACAACAACAACAGCGACGACAGCAACAGCAGCAGCGACGACGGCAGCAAGAGCCAGGCGAUCGAGGCUUCGGGAGGCAAGUACCAGCUGCGCCCUCGCUCGCUGCACGCGCGGCGCCUCUGCGACGGCGGCGACUGGAGCUUCCAGGACGCGAUACGGAGCAAGCCGCGUCCUCCGCCGCUGUCCAGGUACCGCAGGAAGACCGCCAACGCCAGGGAGCGAUACCGCAUGCGGCAGAUCAACACCGCCUUCGAGAGCCUCCGCGGCGUCCUGCCCUCGUGGGUGUGCAGUCGCCGCACCGCCUCGGACAUGACCAAGAUCGCCACGCUGAGGCUCGCCUCCGCCUACAUCCGGUCCCUGCAGGACAUCCUGGACGGCAACGCCCCGCAGGACACGUGCUCGUGGGUCCUGUCCAGCAUCCUGCAGGACGCGUCUCGGCCGCACGACGACUCUGAGAGGAGCGGCACCGCCCCCAAGGCCCCAGGGAGCGACGACGCGUGCGCGCACUCGGAGGCCGACCUCGUGUCCCUGCUGUGCGGCUCCUCGGGCGCGCAGGACGGCCUCGAGUCGCUCUCGUACCUCGCGCCCAUGACCGAGAGCGACACCGUGACGCUGCUGCUGCUCGAGUCCGACUCGCACAGGCACUGGAACGAGCAGCACCCGCCGCUCGUGUCCUAAAGGCGAGGACCGGACGGGUCGUGUUCUGUGGCGUAGUGAUAGUGUCCUUCCCUGCGCGCGUGUGGCGAGUGUGGUGUUGCAAGGCGUCGUAGAGGGAGUCGUCUGAGGCUGAGAAAGACCCGCCGUCGCUGACAGUGAAGUGAUGACGAAAUAGUCUUUCGUAUUGUUAGUGAUGGUGCGGUCAUCACUUGUAUGCAGGAGUGAAGCUUAAAAAUUAACAACUGCAAUAACGUGCAAUGAAUAUCGUUAGGGCGUCGAACAGCACGUAUUCCGCAAUGAGACAACGUAUGAUGUGAUUACCUUACAGUCAGCACCGUACUGAUAGUGAACAUUCAGUCAUCACACGUAAUACUAGCUCAGUCGUGGUGAACUUUUUUGUGAUGGUGUGAGGGUUGAUCAUAUAAUGUAAUGCAAUAAUGAACUGUGAUGAAUAUGUCCUUCCCUUUUUCUAUAUAUAUUCUAUGUAUUUAUAAUCGAAACUAUAUAGGUAUUUAUACUGUAUGUGAUGGAAAUUCCGAGAUAGUCAGCAUAGAGUGCAAACAAGUACGAAGAUUUUCUGUUAAGAAUUUCCCUGUUUUUUAUAAGAACUUUCUCGAACAAAUAGUUUAAGAGAGAAAAAAAGAAAACAUUUCUCGCCAGUCAGCAAA